GUUCGGUUGUGCCUGGAAAUUAAUAGAACGGAGAAAAAUUCGAAACGCGAAAACGGAGAAGAGAAGCAGUUGCCGAAGGAUAAUCACACAGUUUAGCUGGGAGUAAAUAGGAAAGUUACAGAGUUUUCUGAAAUUGAGAGAGUCUGCGCACAAUCUCAAAUUAAAUAAGUUUUUCGAGCCGAUGUGACAACAAGUGAGAAAAAGGCACGGAAAAUAAAAGUGCAAUGAGGAAGUGACGAGCAAAUGCAUGGUGUUCAAAUAGUAUACAUAUGUUUGUUUGUAUGUAUGUACUUAAGUAAAUGUACAUAUAUAUUUUAUAUACCAUCAAGUGAUGAUUACUACUACAGUGUUUUGUAUUCAUGUAUGAGUAGAAUCAGGAUUGCAGUGAUAACAUUUUCUAAGCAUGUGUAUGUAAAUACAUAUAUACAUAUACAUAUACAUACAUAUGCAUAUGCACUUACGAGAAUAUAGUUAAAUAAAAAAAGGCAGGAAACAUAAAAGCGCAAGCAUACAGUGAAUUAAAAGUACGUGAGUGUUAUGUAUGAGUAGAAUUGAAAAUUAAGAAAUAAAAAACAUAAAUAUGAAGUGGAAACACGAUGCAUGAAAACCCGACGCUCCAGCAUCAACGCGAAAGACAACGAUUGAGAUUCAAAGCCGCAACUUGAGGUGUUCCCAUUGCUUUUGUCGCAUGUGGUAUAUACAAGUGUUGAAAGAAUACUUAAUUUCGAUUAAGUUUUUUCUUAUAAAUUUUCAAAUUUUGUGCAUAAAAUAUUAGGCAUUAAUAGCAAAAAAUGCAGUUAUAAAUAAAAGUAAAAGGUGAAUUUAAAAGUGUAUGCAACAGAGUGGAUACUCAGUGGACAGUUGACUGUCACUUACGGUUAAGAAAACAUGUCGGGAUAUAUUUAUGCAUAAUGAAAUUUGCUGACUUGGAAACAUAGAUGCUACAAUAAUAAGUAAUAUUAUGUUGGACUUAAGUAAAGCAGCUGGAAGGAGAAAGCACUGAAACGAAAAAAUUAUGAAGCAAAUAAACAACGAUGCAAAUAACAAUCAAUAAACCACCCACUCCCGUCAAACAUCACACAGUCUUACUCUAAAACACAUCGAGAAGUUUUUACAAAAAACGUAAUAGAAAUCAGUAAAUGAGCAUGAAAAAUAAGCUUUACGAAUUUUGUUUUGUGUUUAUAAAGAAUGUACAUUAUUCAUACUUGUGUGUAUAUAAGCAAAAUUAAAAUUAGUGUAAAGUAAUUUAAAUAAAUCCGCAAAAAAAGUAAAUAAUUAAAGUGAAAAGGCAGCGACAAAGUGCAAUAUAAUAAGAAGGCAUAUACAUAUAUAUAUAUACUUCAAAAUGAACUGGAAAAUGAAUAUUCCCAAGGAUGUAUAAAAGAUGUGAUGGAAAGCCCGACUCUUUAUAAAAAUGGGGUUGCAUUGCCUUUUUAAGGCUAUUUUGAUUGCGUACGUCAUUAAAGCUGAUUUAAUCAUAAUCGCAAGUGGACUAGACCUACAAGGACCGAUAUUUCUUCAUGAGCCGCCGCAUCGCAUCGAGUUUUCAAAUAAUACUGGUGGUUUAGUAGAAUGCUCUGGUCAUGGAAGUCCACCACCGGAGGUGGAAUGGACCCCGAUUCCUCCGCAGCAGGACAUGGUAUUUACACUCUCAAACGGAAGUCUUAUGUUUUAUCCUUUUUCUGCGGAAAAAUACAGACAUGAAGUGCAUGCCACAGUCUACAGAUGUAAAUUACGUAAUCUGGUCGGAACAAUACUCAGCAGAGAAGUACACGUUCGCGGAGUUGUCAACCAAAAAUACACGGUGCAGGUGCAUGACGAAUACGUGAUGACUGGGAAUACGGCGGUACUGAAAUGUCAGGUGCCUAGUUAUAUGUCGGAGUUUGUGAUGGUGACGGCAUGGGUGCAGGAUACGGGAAUGCACCUUUACCCUAACACAGACAUCGGCGGAAAAUACACAGUUCUAUCUAACGGAGAGUUAUACAUAAAUAAUGCGGGACCAAAUGAUGCAUUUAAGAGCUACACUUGUCGCACUGUGAAUCGACUGACAGGUGAAAUUCAAAUAUCUACAUAUCCAGGAAGAAUAAUAGUCACAGAACCGAAGGGAAUGGUGCAACCGCGUAUAAAUGUCGAAAAACACUCACUGCGCCAUGUGGUGCUUAACGGUCAAACGACAUUACCUUGUAUUGCUCAGGGUCAUCCGGUGCCAACUUAUCGCUGGUUCAAGGAGGAAAACGAACAACUGCUGCCCCUGCAACUAAGUGAGCGUAUUACAAUUGUUUCAGCCGGAUUGCUUAAAAUAGCAAAGGCCCGCCUAGAAGAUAGCGGUAAAUAUCUUUGUUGGGUAAACAACACUGCCGGCGAGGAAACCAUACAAGUGUCUUUAACCGUAACGGCGCCACUUACAGCUCAUCUGCAACCUCAGGUACAAACAGUUGAUGUUGAUAAAGACGCACAAUUUCAGUGUAUUGUGUCCGGACAUCCGGUUCAUGAUGUGAAUUGGUUGCACGACGGCAAACCAAUAUUGCGCGACAAUCGAGUUGAGAUAUUAACUGAUCCUCCAAGACUGAUAAUUAAAAAAGUGCAAAAAGAUGAUCCUGGGAUGUAUCAAUGUUUUGUUUCGAAUGAAUGGGAACAGAUUCAGUCGACGGCUGAAUUACAACUUGGAGAUGCCUCUCCAGAAUUGCUUUAUUGGUUUUCGGAGCAAACAUUGCAACCUGGACCGACUGUGUCAUUAAAAUGCGUAGCAACAGGAAAUCCGCUGCCACAAUUUACAUGGUCGCUAGAUGGGUUUCCGAUUCCAGACAAUUCAAGGUUUUUAGUUGGACAAUAUGUAACUAUUCAUGAUGACGUUAUAAGUCAUGUGAACAUAUCAAACGUUAAAGAGGAAGACGGAGGCGAGUAUGCUUGUACUGCCCAAAACUCCAUAGGAAAAGUAUCUCACAGUGCCAAAGUGAAUAUCUACGGACUUCCAUAUAUUAGAGAAAUGCCAAAAAUAACGGGAAUAUCGGGUUCUGAUUUGGUUGUAACGUGUCCAGUUGCUGGUUAUCCGAUCGACAAAAUUCAUUGGGAACGUGAUGGCCAAACACUGCCCAUAAAUCGCAGACAGCGCGCCUACAAUAAUGGAACACUUAUUAUUGAACAACUUCAGCGACUUGAAGAUGCGGGAACUUACACAUGCAUGGCCCAGAAUAAACAGAAACAAACCUCGCGACGCAACGUGGAAAUUCAAGUUCUUGUUCCUCCGAAAAUAAUGCCAAUCCAAGCAAUGACCAAUAUGUUGCGCGAGGGAAUGCGGGCUGCGAUUUCAUGUCAGAUACUCGAGGGUGAUUUACCAGUUAGCUUUCGGUGGGAGCGUAAUGGUAAACCGUUAAUAGGAACCGGGAACGAAGUCUUCCGCCGAUUAGAUGAGUAUUCUGCUAGCUUGGUAAUUGAGCACAUUACAUCUGAACAUUCAGGCAACUAUACAUGUAUUGCCAGUAACGUUGCCGGUAUGGAGCGUUUCACGGUACCGCUAACAGUCAAUGUUCCUCCAAAGUGGGUAUUGGAACCCAAGGAUUCAAGUGCUCAAGCUGGACAAGAUGUUUUGUUGCAUUGUCAGUCUUCCGGCUAUCCAAAACCAACGAUUACGUGGAAAAAAGCCAUUGGUCCUACACCAGGAGAAUACAAAGACUUCCUCUACGAGCCAACAGUUCAAUUAUUUCCAAAUGGUACCAUAUACUUUAAGAAAAUUAGCAAAGAGUCACAAGGUCACUUUCUCUGUGAAUCAAAAAAUAACAUAGGAUCAGGUGUAAGCAAAGUAAUCUUCUUGAAAGUGAAUGUACCCGCGCACUUUCAAACAAAAACAAAGCAAAUCUCAGUCGCAAAAGGUAAGCAGGUACACAUUCAGUGUAACGUUCAGGGGGAUAACCCCAUCGACAUCAAAUGGAAAAUACAAGCCACGCAGCAGUAUUUGGACGAAUCACUCGACUCCAGGUACACAAUUCGAGAUCAAGUGUUGGACGACGGGAUGGUUUCAGAACUGGGAAUUUCACAUACAUAUCGUCAAGAUACCGGAAUAUACAUAUGCCAAGCCAGCAAUGCCUUUGGGCAGGAUGAAAUGUCUAUUCAGUUAAUUGUACAAGAAGUUCCAGAACAGCCAAAAAAUCUUCGUAUAAAUUCCCAGCAAUCACGCAGCCUACAGCUAACAUGGAGUCAGCCCUUUGCUGGAAAUAGCCCCAUUGAAGGAUAUCACAUCUAUUACAAGCAAAUUUCUGAUAUUUGGCAGAAUGCUGAACAUAUCACAAUUACCGGUGGUCAAACAGUUGUCAAUAUACAGAACUUGCGACCCGCUAAGGCAUAUCAUUUUCGAAUGACUUCUGAAAAUAAAUUGGGUGCAUCUGAGUAUUCGGAAGUUGUACAAGUAACUACACUAGAAGAAGUACCCUCUGGACCACCGUUGAAUGUGCGCGCUGAAGCGAAAAGUUCCACUGAAAUAUCUGUCACUUGGGAUGCACCAGAACGUGACCACUGGAACGGAAUCUUGCUUGGCUACUAUGUUGGAUAUCAAAUGUCGUUAUCACCAGAAGACAAGGAAGUGAAUCCCACCCAAGGAUUUAGUUUCAAAACUGUGGAAGUGCGUUCUCAUUUCGGAGGAGAAACAGUAUUGAGUAACCUAAACAAAUAUACUCAAUACCAUGUAAUUGUACAGGCGUACACAAGUCAAGGCAGCGGACCACCAAGCAGAGAAAUUGCCGUGCAAACAAUGGAAGAUGUGCCUUCAUCACCUCCAGAAAGUCCCCAAUGCGACGUACUCGGAUCCACUUCAAUAUAUAUAACAUGGUCACCUCCAGAUGUAGACGGACAAAACGGCAAGAUUAAGGGAUACAAAGUAUUCUAUAUAUCUGUUAAUGAACUGUACGAAACUGAUCCAGAGGUUGUAAAGUCGACAAACCAGUACGUUACGAUUGAAACUUUGCGAAAAUAUACCAACUAUACGGUUUGGGUGCUUGCUUACACUAAAGUGGGCGAUGGCAUGAAGACGAAGCCCUUUUACUGUCGUACACAUGAAGAUGUGCCUUCUGCGCCGCAAGCUAUUAAAGCGAUACCCGCUUCCAGCACUAAAAUACUCAUUUCAUGGCUGCCACCAGAAUUUCCUAAUGGAGAUAUUACUGGCUACACUUUCUAUAUGUCCAUGCUUGAGGGUGGUCGGGAGGAAGGUACACAUAAACGUAUACUUGGUCCAUUUGUCGAAAUGCAUGAAACUCAACGCACCCAGGAAUCAGCUACGUAUCAGUUCUGGCUUACUGCGUCCACAAAGAUUGGAGAAGGUGAGAAGACUCAAGUUGUGACAGUGCCACCCAACAACAAAGUUCCCGCACGCAUUGUGUCAUUUAGUCAACGUUUAAUAAGCCCUUGGAAAGAAAACCUAGAGUUACCUUGUCGUAAAGUUGGCUCUCCAGCACCAGUGACGAUUUGGAGGCAAGACGGUCAUAAUAUGGAUACAAAUUCACGUAAAGUGAUUGCGAAAAACGGCACCCUGUAUAUACGUGAGUGUCAAGCUGGCGAUGCUGGUAAUUAUACGUGUAGUGUCGAAAAUACUUGGGGAAAGGAUGAGAUUAUUUAUAACAUUAUUAUAAAAGUGCCACCCGAAGCACCUAAUCUGACAGUAGUGAAUAGCUACACAGAUAGCUUACAUCUUGAGUGGAUGGACAAUAGUCACGGCGGAAGUCCGAUACUCGGCUAUGUGAUAAAUUACAAACGGGAAAAUGGUGAUUGGGAGGAGUUGCAGGUUGAUGCCAAAACUAGUUCUCAUUUGUUAACUAAUUUGUGGUGUGGCACACGAUACCAGCUGUAUAUAACUGCAUAUAAUAAGAUUGGAACAGGAUUGCCAUGUGACAUUGUGAAUUCGUUCACAAAAGGAAAUCCACCAGUCCAACCGAAACAUUCCCAAAUGAUUACAAAUAAUUCAACCAGUGUCACCUGUUGGCUGGACUCGUGGGGUGAUGGAGGCUGUGGGAUCUUAUACUUCAUGAUUGAGUCACGUGUGUUUGGAAGAUCCCAGUGGAAUAUCAUUUCAAAUCAUAUUCCUCCGACAGAGCGGAUCUAUACGGUUAGUGAUUUAAUUCCUGGUACAAAGUAUCAAUUAAAGGUCACGGCUCACAAUAACGCUGGUUCUACCACGGCAGUUUAUAAUUUUACAACUCUUUCUCCACAAGGAGUUAUUUAUUCAAUAGAUCACGCCAAUCCGGUAUCCCAUAUGAGUGACAGCCCCUUCUACGCGAACUUUAAGGUUCUAAUACCUGUAUGUCUUUCGAUGUUUAUGCUUUUAGGAAUUAUUGCAGCCGUUCUACUUAUUCGAAAAAGAAAAAUUGACAAUCAAGCACGAUUGGCUUCUUCCUCGAUGUCAGAGUCCCCAUCUUUAGCCAAUUUGCAAAAUAAACAAAAUCGGGAUCAACAGUACCUGGCCGUACGCUGUAAUCCAGGUAGUGGACCGCCUCGCGGGUCUCAUUCUAACGACUCAGGCAGCUUUGGAAAAGCCGAGGGCAAUGAAUAUAUAGAAGAUAUUUGUCCUUAUGCAACAUUCCAACUGAAUAAACAAACAUAUAGCGAAAGCUCCUAUAGCGGUAAUGUGUACAGUGGCCCAUAUCAUUCAGUACGUGGAUCAUUUGUUUAUCAUGAUGUAAAGCCAGAGACUUACCACUCGAAGGAACCGGAAUAUACAAAGGUGCGACGAAAAGUGGGGCGCUUACGGGAUCCACAUUCGGAAAGUCAAGAAUCGGACAAUCCAGGUUCAACAGAUUCCGAAGUUAGGAAAAUCCUAACACUUCACAUACCAAUUACAGAAUAUGACACACUAGGAUCCGAGUCCGACAACGACGUGUCUGCCCGCGCAAUGAAUUCAGCGAAGUACCGUGCGCAACGGGAUACGCAAGAUGAAACAUCUUCGUCAUCAGAGACAACACCAACAAGUUUGUCAAGAAAAUCCAAGCCACCAUUUGCAGCUCGCAAAAGCGGUAAGACAGGAACAAGUGGCAAACGUCACGUAAGAAGUUCCAGUGGGUAUUCGAGUCACAACGAAGAAACUACAUUUAGCAUAUCCAACUAUCCACCAAAUUAUCAAGACCAUAUAAAUCCACCUGCACGAUUUUCCGACUCCAAUGACAAAUCGAAAUCUCAAACAUCACCACGAGUACGGGGCAAUCAGAAACUUCAAAGAGAAGCUUUUCAAAUAAAUGUAUAACAAGAACACAGUAAUAUACUUGUUAACAGUAAACACAUCAAAUUUUAAAACAGAAAAUGCGAUGUUUAAGUAUGUCACCCCGCACAGCGCCAAAAACUAAGACACAAAGUCAAAACCAAAAUAUUUGUGUAUUCGUGGAUGAACUCGAAUUCGAACAGAAACCACAGAAACCGAAAUUUACUUUUACACAUUAUUCUUUGACAAUUUUCAUGGCAAUCAAAAAUUUAUUAGCGUUUCUUUGACUUCAUUUGCUUAUCAUUUAUAUAAAACUGAAAUUAUUGCAAAACAAAGAGUACAUAAUAUAUCAACUAAAAAGCGAAUGCAUGUUCUCAUACAUACUCGUACAAAAAAUAUACAAUAUAUUAUUUUUACACCAUGCUUUUAAUGCGAGAAAAUUACUUGCGCUUUCUAAUAUGAAAAUUUUAAACUUUUUGAACACAAAUAUCGAUAAGUAGUCAUAAUGUAUGUAUGAUUUAAAAAAAAAAUUCAGACAAUUUUAUUUAUUUAAAAGAAGACAUCAUUGUUUAUGUUGAUUAGAUUCAUAAAUCAAUCAAUAUAUUCAAGACUUAAAUAGCAGAAUAUGUAUAUAGUACUUAUGUUUCAUAUAAAAAUCAUAAUGAAGAAUAAUAAGUAUUGAAUAAUGUAAAAGGUAUCUGUUAUACAAAUGUUUCCAUUUAACGUACAUAUUUAGAUAUUUUAUUACUAAUUGAAUUAUAGUGAAUUUUUGAAUAUUUGAAUUUUUGGAUUUGUAAAUCAUUCCCAAUAUAUUGUAAAAGACGGAAAGAAUUUUUGACGAAUAGAUUUAAAUCAUAAUAAAAAGACUUAUUUACAUGCACAACUUGACUAUAAUAAUGAAAAUAGAAUAAAAUAUUUAUUG
Messenger RNA from Ceratitis capitata (Mediterranean fruit fly), 8099 nucleotides. RefSeq names its product Down syndrome cell adhesion molecule-like protein Dscam2 (gene Dscam4). Gene Ontology annotation, cellular component: axon; plasma membrane. The record is from RefSeq and is a predicted model, not a curated record. Gene Ontology annotation, biological process: axon guidance; cell-cell adhesion. Bases 1415 to 7222 code for a protein of 1935 amino acids. The transcript is spliced from 33 exons. Lineage: Eukaryota; Metazoa; Arthropoda; Insecta; Diptera; Tephritidae. Gene Ontology annotation, molecular function: protein binding.